Drosophila ananassae is the source of this 964-nucleotide messenger RNA. RefSeq lists its product as uncharacterized. The transcript has 3 exons. NCBI's taxonomy places the organism in Eukaryota, Metazoa, Arthropoda, Insecta, Diptera, Drosophilidae. The coding region runs from base 156 to 683 and encodes 175 amino acids. The record is from RefSeq and is a predicted model, not a curated record.
CCCCGUGACGAAUGUAAAACCAGCCAUGAAAAUGCUGAAACCCAUAAACGGAAAACGGAGAGUGGGCCAUAAAAAGGUUUGGCUCUGGGCCCGGGGCUGGAAGCCAGGCCUAUAGCCCGUUCGGUUUAUGGUCAAUUAGAAAGAGGCUCAUUUGCAUGCGUCUUAACAUGGCCAAGUGCGAAUGUCAUUUGCUCGUCAUCUGGCUUUUAGGGCUAGCCCUGUCCCUUGAUGGCGACAACACAUAUCCUGCGACUUGGAAGUGCUUGUACAAGGAUUUUCCAGUGGAUGUUGAAAAGAUGAAGGGAGCCUGGUGGGUUUAUGCUUGCAAUCCGAUGAGAUCAAGGGAAUGUUACUUCAAAGAACUAGAUCUCUAUUGGACCCGAAUCACCAUGACAGACUACAUAAGCCAUGCCGUGGAACUGCACUGUUCUAUGCCUUGGAUGCGACAACGCAUGAUGAUCUAUACCAGGGCGAAGGAACCCACCAACGAGACCCUGACAGCUAUCCAGUCUUACCUGAGAACCGUUCUACUUACGUUCAGGAACUUUACCAUCAGAAAAAAACCAAAAGACUGCGAAAAGGAUCAGGUUAGGCAAAUGCAGCGUUGGCAUGUCCCCAAGUAUAUGUCCCAGGACUUCCAUCCCCAUUACAUCAAGCCCCUGGUGGUGAACGAAAAUAUCUGACAUCAGACCGUUUGUAUCUUGCCGAAUUCAGCAGCUUCUCUCUCUCUGUGGCAACUUUCUUUGGUUCAGAAAUUUACAUACGCCAAAUUUGGUACAAAUAUGCGAAUAUCUUAAAACAAAGAAUAAGUUUAUGAGCAAGUCGAAGCUCAGAUACUCUGACAUUAGCAGGGGAGAGAAAUUGUGAUUCAAGGGAAUGUACAGGCGACAUAAUAAUUUAUUCAUUGGCAGUGAAAGGUCGGUCCCCAGGUGACCAAUUAAAAUGUUUAACCCCUUCGAUCGUA